AUGCCAGUAAUUACUGCUCUCACCCCAGGUAAUUAUUUGAUCGGCCAGCCACUCUCUGCUGUUCCGGAUCCUGAUGUGCUAGCUGUACCCGACAACCGACUCCGAUACUGGCAACUUGUCCAAUCCUUUCAUCAGCGGAUCUGGAAACGGUGGCAGAUGGAGUAUCUGCAUCAGCGCGCCAAGUGGACGUCCUCAGCUCCCAACCUAAAGCUGUUAGUCAAUAAUGAAUUUCAAGAAUGGUUACAAAACCUAAGUUUGUUUUUUAAACUUUUGCUACCAGUGUUCCUUUUAUUUUUCUUCUGUGAAUAUCUAAUAUACUAUGUAGUUUUAAUCCAGUGCCACUGGCCUUCCUUGGACACUAUCAAUGAGGAACCGAACAUUGCUGUGGGUGAUGGAGGUGAAGUCAAGGUCAUGCUGCUCGCAGAUACUCAUUUGCUCGGUUCCCGGAGAGGCCACUGGUUUGACAAGCUGAGGAGGGAGUGGCAAAUGCACAGGGCGUUCCAAACUGCUAUCACACUUCAUAGGCCUGACAUCGUUUUUUUGCUGUGUGAUGUGUUCGAUGAAGGAUUAUCUUGCAGCGAUGCAGAGUUCAACGCUUACGUUCAACGAUUCCACAGCCUUUUCAGGGUUCCAACUGGGACACAGAUAUUUGUAGUCGUAGGCAAUCAUGACAUAGGAUUCCAUUAUGGUAUCAGCCCUUACCUCCAAGAAAGGUUCACUCAGGCCUUCAAUGCACCCUCAGUUCGACUCUUGAGCAUCGCAGGAAACCAUUUUGUUCUCAUCAACAGCAUGGCCAUGGAGGGGGACGGGUGCUUUCUGUGCCGUCCAGCGGAAUUACAAGUUAAUAAAAUUGCAUCAAGAUUGCAGUGUGCUAAAGGUGUUGGAAAAUGUAGGAAAGGAAUGGCUCUUAAGCAGUAUAGUAGACCCAUUUUGUUACAGCAUUUUCCGAUGUAUCGAGAGUCUGAUGCUGAGUGCAAUGAACCAGACGAGGCACCAGAAGAUGAGAAGGCCAACAAGUUCAGAGAGAGGUGGGAGUGUCUUUCGAGGGAAAGCUCGGAAAUG
Molecule: messenger RNA, 1062 nt
Organism: Homalodisca vitripennis (glassy-winged sharpshooter)
Lineage: Eukaryota; Metazoa; Arthropoda; Insecta; Hemiptera; Cicadellidae
Product: metallophosphoesterase 1-like
Biological process (GO): GPI anchor biosynthetic process
Molecular function (GO): hydrolase activity
Source: RefSeq, a predicted model, not a curated record